Messenger RNA from Penicillium diatomitis, 1359 nucleotides. Its product is annotated as camp independent regulatory protein. Gene Ontology annotation, molecular function: DNA binding. Bases 1 to 1359 code for a protein of 452 amino acids. Lineage: Eukaryota; Fungi; Ascomycota; Eurotiomycetes; Eurotiales; Aspergillaceae. The record is from RefSeq and is a predicted model, not a curated record. The transcript is spliced from 2 exons.
AUGGAGACAUACUACGGACACGUUCGCACACCGGCGGACGCCAUCAUUCUGUUCGAGGCCUGUCGCAUUGGUCUUCUGCCUCGAGUUCAGCGCCGACUAUCAGAAAAAGAGCGCCAGUCGAUACGGUCGGGCUCUGUCUUUGUCUGGGAUGAGCGAGAAGCUGGGAUGCGCCGAUGGACCGAUGGAAAAUCAUGGAGUGCCAGCCGAGUCUCUGGGAGCUUUCUCACCUAUCGCGAGAUGGAAGGGAAACGAGGCGGUGGCACUGGUCCCCAAACAUCGGUCUCGCGACCCGGUAAGACGCCAGAAAGCCGAGGUAGCGACGACGAUCGAGGCGACGGCACAGACGAGGGUCCUGAUGGGUAUCGAUACAAGCCCGACGGCCUGAUGAAGCAGUCUUUCAGUAUCACCACUUCAACAGGGCAGCAUCUCCACUUGAUCAGCUACUACUCUCGUUCUCACCCAUCCGCCGCCAACCUCCAACAACCGACGACCGACCCAGCCCUCCGUCAUGUUCGUCCACAAAAAGGCCUCUAUCCCGAGUCCACGGUCAACGAUCAACAAAACCUCCCGGUCGUGACCCGGGGCCCUAUGCCUGGCGCUGCUGCGUAUCCUAUAACACCGCACCCCAUGAGCGGGUUUCCACGGACAGUGGCGGGCCAUCCCCAGCCUUACGCGCAAAUUCAUCAUCCAUGGCCGCCCACUCCUCUCGCAACUCCUCCCACCAUUGCGGUCCCCUACCAUGGGGCCGCUUUCUUACCCCCGGUGGCUGCGCAUAACGGCCCAUCUCCUUAUGGCCCCCCGCCGCCACCACAUCAACCUCCUCCUCAUUUCCAGCAGAUCUCGCAUCAAUUACCUCCCCCGGACACGCGAUCGCCAGCCCCCGGACCCCCGACCGUUGGUGCCCCAGUCUAUCCUGGACGAUCACCUCGAUCACUGCCUCAACAGCAGCCUCCCGCGCCCGAGCAAAGAAGUCCCCGGGUAUACGGUCACCCUGCGUCUGAUCCGCGAAUGUCCUCGCCUAGGAAUCCUCCCAUGCCUGCCCUUCAGCAAGCAAACGGGGUCGCACAUAGCCCCCAGGUGCCCAAGCAGACACCUCCCAUCGCAACGCACCAGCUAGGCCCCAUCAACAAUUCUCCCAAGCCGAAGUUGGGCGCAGUCCCCGGUAUUGGGUCACUCGUCAGUGGUGCCUCGCUCGCCCCGAUCACAGCUGCCGCGUCUGGCGCCAGUGGACCAGGAAGUCCUCACGUCGCCCGUGCAUCAAUCGUUCCCGACGGACCUCGAGACAUUCCCAAUGAUAAGAUUGGGUUUGUCGGGGAGGAUAUGAGAGCACUGCGGCAAUUAGACCGCGUCUUCAUCUGA